Vigna umbellata (rice bean) is the source of this 372-nucleotide messenger RNA. RefSeq lists its product as uncharacterized. NCBI's taxonomy places the organism in Eukaryota, Viridiplantae, Streptophyta, Magnoliopsida, Fabales, Fabaceae. The record is from RefSeq and is a predicted model, not a curated record.
AUGGCUAAACUUUUGGGAUACUAUUUUGAGAUUUUGUAUAAAGCAGGGACCACCACUAGGGUAGCAUAUGCCCUGUCAAGGAGAAAGGAAGGUAGUAGAGAGGAAGAAAAGGAGUUACGGGCAAUUGCCAGACCUUAUUGGCAGGAUUUCCAAGAAGUGUUGAAGGAGGUUAAGGAGGAUGAGGUAUUGGUAAAGGUGAUAGAGGAUAUUCAGAAGGAUCUCAACUCUCAUUCAACUUUUACUUUAGAGCAAGACAGGCUGCAUUACAAAGUGAGAUUGGUGCUUUCAGCCAAAUCGAUUUGGAUUCCCAAGCUUUUGGUUGAGUUCCACAUGACAAGAACAAGAGGCCACUCGAGUGUUUAUAGGACUUAG